AACGCAAAUAACACGCACCGCAACAAGAAUAAGCAAACAAUAUCUAAACUUCAGUCAGCCAGCUUGUCAGCUGCAUUUGCGUAAUUAACCAGCUCUACUCGGUGCACAUGCUUAACCGAAAUAAUAGAUGAGUACAGCUUGCGAUAAAUGAGAGCGCGCCGGCUGUCGGCCGCGACGCAGCUGCGGAAGCUUCCCACUUUGCUCGCAGCGGCAGCGGCAGUGCAAAUAUGCAUAGCAGGAGCGUUGCUCUAUGCGCCAGAGGCAAACUCAGCUGGCGGGGCUUGCUCGCCGGGUGACGCGGAUGGCAUCCCGCGGGACCUAGACGCCUCACAGCUGGCCCAGAACGCUCUAAACACAUCAACUCUUAGCACAUGGGACUUUGGGAUUGGACUACCGGCCAUCAAGGCGUCUGCAGGCACCGCCGUGAACCUGUCCUGCCUCACGGCACUCACCGCCACCGUGGCGGCCCCCUCGGCGGCGGCGGGGAGUGUGUUCCUGCAGCCCACGGCGCUGGACCUGUCUGUGGCUUCGGGCCUCAGCAUGGCCGGCGUCAGCCUCAGCACCGACUGCGCCACAGUGCUGGCAUACCAGCAGUACCUGUGCACGUCGCUGCGCGCAGCAGGCAGCCUGACGAUGGAGCCAGGCGUGGUUCGUUUCGGCCGCUGGCGUGACGGCUUCACGUCUCUGGACAACGUGAACCUCACCUGCCCCACGUCGGCGGGCGCGGCGGCAGUGGCUGUGCCUUGCCGUCUGGUGUCUGUGCAGACGGCUGCUGAGCUGCUGGAGGCGUUCACGGUGCAUGCGGCUGCUGCCGCGGCGGCGGGAGCCAACCUCACAAUCGUGCUUGCGGCGAACAUCAGCAUCAAUAACAGUGUGUGGCCUGCAGGAUCUUCUAUCAAGAUAAACAGCAACAUAACCCUGGCUGGCUCGGCGCGACUCGUUCGGCCCAUCCUGGACCUGGGGCGUCUGACGGGCAUCUGGACCAUGGCUGGGAACGCCUUCGUACUCAUCGACAACCUCACGCUGGUGAACCUGGCGCCGGCGUACUACAAGCCCGGCUACCGCUUCUCCCGGUUCGGCCCGCUGUCGGAGCGAGUGAGGGCCUUCUACACAGUCGGCAAACAGUUGUUUGUUCGAAACUGCACGCUCGUGGUGCCGCCAGCAGAGCUUUCAUAUAUGAGGUACUGGUUGACUUACCUGGUGUCGCCCGUGCCCGAGGCGCGCGCUAAGGCCGAAUGGUUAGCGGUCAACAACAUCAGCGUGGAUGCCGUCAAUGACUCUGGCGUGUACUACCGCUGUCUUGACGGAAUUACUGUGAGACUGGAGGACGUUCACUUGACUAACAGCCUCGGCCCGGGCUACGCACUCCUGCCAGCGCCGUCUGGCUUCGGGCAGCUGCAAGCCAGCAGCGUGCCCCUGAUCGCCGCCAACUCUGUGACCAACAGCUCGGACAUGCAGUUGGCGCUCCUCCCUAACAACACCACGCCAGAUGACCAGGGCCGCCGCUGGGUGCUCCUGGUGAACAACAUAAGUCUGGCGGCGGCGGGGCAGUGGCCUGAGGGCCCAGCACGAAACACAACCAGCACCAGCGACGCGCGUGCGGGCCUGGAAGGCACACCAGUCAAUCCCAGCAACGGCAGCUGUGGGGACGGCAGCUGUGACGCAGCAGCGGCGCCAGCAGGAAAUGACACGGGCGCAGGCGUGCAGGUGCCAGGGCUCACGGUGAUCGCCAGCUUGAUACCCGAGCACCCCGUGCGGCUGGGCUUGGGCUGGCGGCUGUCUGCUCUCGGAGUGCCUGGCGGUGCCGGCGCGGGACUGGUAGUCCGCAAUCUAGUGGUGAGCGAGCUUGCGGCUCGCGGCGGCAGCUACAGCCGCAGCGACCCGCUGGCAGUGCUGUCCAGCCCGCUGUGGGGCGUGUCGCUGGCCGCGGGCGCCAGCAAGACACGGCUGGAGAACUGCACGCUGGUGGUCAGUGCGGAGGAGCUGCGGCUGCUGCAGCAGGCGCUGCUGCCGGCGGCGCAGCUGGCAGCGGUUGGUGUGCCAGGGCCAGCAGGGGGCACAAGCGCCAACGCCACAGCCAACGGCACGGAGGGGAGCGGCUCGCCGCAGCGGCCAUUUGACUCUACGCUAGCGGCUGCAGCCCGGGCGUUCUUCGUGAUCGGCGAUGACUUGCUGCUAGGUCCUCCUUCUGCCAGCCGGCUCGUCUUUGUCAGGGGCUCCGCCGCUCGCUUCUCCCUGAGCAACGUGACGUUCCGCAGGUCAGACCCAGGCAGUGGCGAACAGGCGAACGCAGGUCUCACAGCCCUGGGCGUGCCUUACGAUGACGGCAGCAGCAGCGGCAGCGGCGUCCCUGUGGGCGCCAUUGCCGGGGCAGUGGUUGGCGGCUGCGUGCUGCUCCUGAUGGUUGGCGGGGCGGCAUGGCUCUCGGUGCGGCGGCGGCAGGGGCAGGGCAGCUACCAAGAGAAAGAGCUCUUCACAAGUGGUGAUUUGGAGCAACUUGGCAACAGCACCCCUGCUGCUGCCGGCGUGAGGUCCGGCGCAAGCGAUGAAGGUGUCAGCGGCAGCAGAGGGAUGCACAGUGGGUUUUCGGCGGCCCAGCGCCGGCGGCAGUUGCAGUCAUCCCUAACUGGGAGCAGCCCCAUGCUCCCAUGUAUUCGCAGAGGCCGCAGCAGUCUAGAGAUGGACAUAUUGCGAGCCAAAGGGGUCGCAAAGGGAGAGGCUGGCGGUCUGGGUGGGCCCAGCAAUUCACCCGCCACGCGGUCGGGCUCAGACACGCAAUCCGUGCGUGUAUCUGGACCCAGUGCGAUGUUUCCUGGGCUCGCUAUCUCAGGUGCUAGUCCGGGCGACCGGGCCUCCGUGGCUCCCGGCAAUCCUGCCGCCCAGGCGCCGGAGCCACCACAGCAGGCGGGGCUCAGGGAGCCCCCCGCAGGACCCGUCACUGCGACUGGGACCGACUCCUUCAACCGUCCGCCGACUCUGACCAUGUCGCACCACACUCUGCAGCGCCCAGGACAGUCUCACGGAAGCGGCGCGGCCACACUCCAGCGCAGUGGCGGCGGCUCGACUGGCGCCGCCAGCACUUCUGCAGCAGCAGCCGGUAGCACGACAGGUAGCGAGCCAGCUCAUGACAGCCAGAGCCGCUCAAGAGGCGCUGCUCUGGAGCAGAUGCGCGGCACGAUUGCGGCGCUGGGUCGGGACUUCGCAGGCGAUCAGCAGCUGCAUGUGCAUGGGCUGAUUGGCAAGGGCGCGCAUGGCACCGUGUAUCGCGGCACGUGGCGCGGCCUGUCCGUGGCGAUCAAGUCCAUGGUGUUUGGCCCCGACGACCACGCCCGCCACCAGCAGCGGCCGCUCAUGGAGGCGGCAAUCAGCUCAAACCUGACGCACCCAAACAUCGUGACCACCUACUCAUACGAGCUGCGCGAGGUGCAGCACGAGCUGGCGUCCCUGUCCCCGGAGCUGUCACAACAGGGCGGCGGCUGGCGCCUGCUCAUCAUCCAGGAGUUCUGUGACGCGGGCCCGCUGCGCAGCCUGGUGGACUGCGGUUUCUUCCUCACGCCGCCGCGACCUGCCCAUGCAGCCGCACCUAGUCCUCCUACUAGCUCCUUGCGGUCUCGGUUCAGGCUGCCGAAUGUCUCCUCCAUUUUGAGGCGGGACGCGCAUGCGAACGCGCCUGUGUCGCCUGCCACCUUGGCAACAGCUGCGCCACCGCGCAGCCGCGCUAGCGGGAGCAGCAGUGACAAAGAUGUGGGUGAGUCCAGCAGGGGCUCGCGUGACACCUCCAAGAGCGCACGAGGCGGGGUCGGCACGGCAGUCGAGGGCGAUGCACGGGCGGACAGGGAUCAAGCCGGCAGGGGUGCUGCGUCCACAGCGGGUGCGCCGCCAGAUCAGCUGCAAGUGAGAGCGCCGCUUGAGGACAUGACAGGGCACCACCAGCACGGCGGCACCCGGCCUCUGCUUGAGGACGUGCCUGCGGACGUGUCGGGCGGCCGGCCCGCAAGCUCGCUCCAGGCGGCCCUGCGCUACGUGGAGGCCGCGCUGCAGAUCGCACGUGGGCUGCAGCACAUCCACGAGAAGAACAUCGUGCACGGCGACCUGAACCCCAACAAUGUGCUGCUGGUGCGCGCGCCCGGCACGCCGCUGGGGUUCUGCCUCAAGGUGUCGGACUUCGGGCUGUCGGUGCGCGUGGGCGAGGGCCAGUCUCACCUGUCCAACUUGUUCCAGGGCACGCCCUACUACUGCGCGCCGGAGGUGAUGCUGUCUGGCAAAGUCGGCAAAAGCGCAGACCUGUACUCUCUGGGCAUCAUGCUGUGGGAGCUGCAGAACGGCACGCGGCCGCCCUGGCGCAUGGGCGUGCGGCUGCGCACCUACCCCUCGCUCAACACGGGCGAGCUGGAGUUCGGACCCGAAACGCCGCCGCGGUACGCACGCCUAGCGCGGGAGUGCUUCCACGCCUCCAGCGCGGCGCGGCCGAGCGUGGGGGUGGUGGUGGCGGCGCUGGAGAGGAUUAGGGAGGACCUGGGGCCAAGAGCGCGCGCAGCAGUGGGCGUUUGAUAGCAGCUGUACCAUAAGGCGAUUGGACAGAACAAAUGGAAGGACUCUUUGCUCGUGUAUGCUGUCAUGAAAGCGGCAUUACAAGGACGGCAUGUCCAGGACUCAGUACUUCGGCAGGAUGUGCUUGAUGCAGGAUUUGCACGUGCCCAUAUGGGCUUGCUUAAGAGAUGCCUGGAAACAAGUAGUGCAUGUUAUGAUGGCGAAUUAUAGGCCGGUGGGCGCUGCCUACCUGCGUGUUCUUACUGCUUGUGUGUGUGAGGGCUGGCGAAGCCGGCAGGAUUUGUUGGCGGUGGGACUGGCAGUGCUGCGGUGGUGUGUGUGAUGGGACAGGGUUCAAGGCAGGUGCUGCGGUGGUGGGGGCCCUGCGGCUGCACCAGAUGCUGAGCGCAUGUGAGUCCGCGCCUGUUGUUGGCGAAUCCAUACCAGCCGGCUAUAAGUGGACUUGUGGUGGCGCGAGAGAUGUGGAAGGUAGUGAGUUCAUGCGUACCAAGCAGGCAGCAUGACCAGGAUGGCACGGAAGGACGUGCGCCCAAUUGAGUUCGCCUGAGCCUACAACCACGGCCUACACCUCAGUGCGCGUCUGAGGCUGAGGGUCAUGGAUAGCUUCAUUAUCCGGACAUAGCCAGGCAGCAAAAUUAAGUUGGAUUGCAGAUGCACUUGACGCCUAAGUUGGGUUACGCGUAUCUGUUGCCAAUUAUGCUUUAAAAGGAUGACUGCGCACGGUGUCGGAAGCGGGUUAGCAGGUGCCGUGGCUAGCAGGCGGCACAGUCUGGAGUCUGCUCUCUACGACCCUGUUGCGCCUCCACAGCGCCGGGCUGUGUUGCCCAGGGUCGCACAGCACGUAAUCCGUGUCAGGCACGCUGAAAUCUCAGGUGGCGCUUGCCGUCGGAGUCUAGCUGCGAAGUGCAGAGAAAUGCGCCCGCUGACGGCUGACCGCGGCCGGGAGAGCUGCUGCCUGCUGGAGGGUGUCUUGCAUAAAUUGGGCGCCUUACCGACCCCGUGGAGCUGCUUGUGUGGUGGCCCCAGGUGAAUGUUGGCCUGUUGGGCCUGUCGGGACGACGUGAGACUCGAGUAGAGAGCGGCAGUAUGGCAUGCGCAGACGGCAGAGCACGGCACACUCCGUCAAACGUUGCCGUUCGACUUGCGCCAAUGAUCACAUAUAUGAAAUGACA
This is a messenger RNA of Chlamydomonas reinhardtii, 5723 nucleotides long. RefSeq lists its product as uncharacterized. Gene Ontology annotation, biological process: protein phosphorylation. The record is from RefSeq and is a predicted model, not a curated record. The transcript is spliced from 13 exons. NCBI's taxonomy places the organism in Eukaryota, Viridiplantae, Chlorophyta, Chlorophyceae, Chlamydomonadales, Chlamydomonadaceae. Bases 148 to 4551 code for a protein of 1467 amino acids. Gene Ontology annotation, molecular function: ATP binding; protein kinase activity.